Cryptosporidium ubiquitum is the source of this 1470-nucleotide messenger RNA. RefSeq lists its product as uncharacterized. Gene Ontology annotation, cellular component: nucleus. Gene Ontology annotation, biological process: subtelomeric heterochromatin formation. Gene Ontology annotation, molecular function: histone H4 acetyltransferase activity. Bases 1 to 1470 code for a protein of 489 amino acids. The transcript is spliced from 2 exons. NCBI's taxonomy places the organism in Eukaryota, Apicomplexa, Conoidasida, Eucoccidiorida, Cryptosporidiidae. The record is from RefSeq and is a predicted model, not a curated record.
AUGGAUGAUACAAACCCUAAUAAACGAGUGAGGCUGAAUGAAGAGCCCAACUCGCAGUUAUCUAUUCCAAUUAAAAUGGAUAAUGUAUUGAAUAAAAUUCUACUCCAUCCAUGCGAAUCGUUGAGUGACUUUAUUGAAAAAAAGAAAGUAUCAUACGCCCCGUACUAUGCUCAUCACUUUUUUCAGGAUGAAGAGAUUGCAUUACUAGAUGAUUAUGACACACAGAUUCAUAUUUACUACUCUUGUAAUUGGUUUGAUGUUUAUGUGGAAGUAGAUGUAACUGCAUUAAAAAAUAAACCUAAAGAGGAAGUUACAUUGAAUGAAGAGAAAAAGAAUCAUUAUAUAGAAGGUAUUAUUAAGCAGCUCACUACCAUUCCCCUUGAAGGGGGAUUUUGUUCUAAAGAAGAAUUUAUGAAAAGACUGGAGAUUCCGUUAUCAUGGCUUCCUGGAGUUUCAAUGAGCAAAUUCAAUGUAGAACUUGAAGUUGGAAAUGUUGAAGAAGUUGAUUUGAGAAGAAUUGAUUUAUCUGAAACAGAAAAUUUAACCUCGAACCUUAACAGAGAAUCUAAUAAUGCGAAGUCACAUCCUGUCGUUAAAAAUUUUCAAAUAUUACAUAGGAGGAUUGAGUGGUUCCUUCACUGGUACAUUGAAUCCGCUUCCUCAAUUGACCAAGAAGAUAGGUGGGCAGUUUGGCUCCCUAUUGUUAAGAGAAAACAAUCAUUUAUAAUUUUAGGUUUAAUUACGACUUAUCUAUUUUUUUCAAUGCCCAAAUCUAGAAUGAGGAUUUCUCAGGUUUUAAUAUUUCCUCAGUACCAGGGAAAGGGUUUAGGAAGCUCAUUCCUAGAUAUAAUUUAUGAAUUUGCAAUAAAAGACGAGGAUAUAAUGGAAAUUACUGUUGAAGAUCCAGCUCUUUCAAUGAUGCAGCUACGUGACAUAUUAACUAUUGAAAUUCUUUUAAGAAAUAACAUAAUUAAGAAAAAUUUUCUAAAACCAUUAAAGGAUGACGAAAUUUUAAAAAUUUUACAGAAUCCAAAUGGUUCAAUAAAUAUUUUGAAAGAUGUGACCAUGACGUGCUUUCCUUCUCAAACUUGGGAAGAUGUUAAAGAAAAGAUUCAUAAGUAUACCAAAGAGUCUCCAAGACAAAUCGCAAGAUUGCUUGUAUUAAUAUCAUUUUUCAGAUAUUUACCAAAUCCAUUGCCCAAGGUUGAAUUCAACCAUGAAGACGAAAUCAGGGGUUUGCGAAUAAGAAAGGAUGAAGAAAUACAAUCGAACAAAAAAAGUGGUGAUAGACCAACUAUUGAUAAACUUUUUAGGGUAGCUGUGAAAAAAAGAUUGCUUGCAGAUAAUUCGGAGUCAUUAUUUGGUUCAUCUCAAUCAGAAAUGGUUCAAAACCUGGAGGUUGCUUGGAAUCAAGUCUACUCAAGUUUCUAUGCAACAGUGAAGAAAAUUAGGACAGUAUAUAUUAAUUAA